UGUGCGAUGGAAGAGGCGAGACGUCAAUGAUUAUGGCAAUGGGUUCCUUGGUGCUUAUGUAUUUCCAGAUUGCACCGAGGGACUUUUGGGAUGACGUUAGAGAGAAUACGCGAUAAUGAAUAUUGAAAAAACUGAUUAAGAUGGCUGCUUUCAGAAAAGCGAUUGACUGCUUCAUCAACAAAUUAAAAAGGCCAAUCUCACCCGCUCAGACUGUAUCCAAGGACAACACUUCUGAUAAAGUUGAACUCGGAGGCCGGCAGAAGAACUUUAAUAACGUGUUCGAAGUCAAAAAUAGAGGAAUAGAAAGUCCUUUAUUCAAAGCGGCAAGACAAAAUGAUGUUGAAACCUUGAAGAAUUUAAUAGAGGACAAACAUGUAGACCCUUAUGAAAGAGGUACUGUUGGAGAGACUGUGCUGCAUGUUGCAGCAUUGUAUAAUAGUAAGGAAGCUGCAACUAUAUUGCUCAAUGCCUUCCCAUUCUUAAUCGAUGAGCCGAUUGAUUGUGAGAUGUACAAGGGUGAAACCGCAUUGCACAUUGCAGUGGUGAAUCAGAAUGUGGAACUUAUUAAGGAACUGCUGGCACUAAAUGCAGAUAUAAAACAUUCUCGUGCUGUGGGAACAUUUUUCACACCAGGAAAAGACUGUCGAUGUUAUUAUGGAGAAUAUGUUUUAUCAUUUGCAGCCUGCAUUGGAAACGAACAGAUAGUUAAAAUGAUUGUGGCACAUGGGGCACCUUUAAAUGCACAAGAUAAACAAGGUAACACAGUUUUUCACAUGCUUGUGCUGCACCCGAAUAAGAGUAUGGCCUGCAGAAUGUACAAUUUUAUUUCGUCGCUUAUUUCAAAGGAAAAAAUUGAAUACUUGGAGAGCAUCACCAACAAAGAUGGGCUGACUCCCAUGAAGUUGUCAGCAUUCGAAGGGGAUGUAGCAAUGUUUAGUCAUUUCAUGCAGAAGAGAAAGCAGAUUUAUUGGGCAUUUGGACCUGUAUCCUCCACCUUGUAUGACCUUACUGGAAUUGAUACCUGGGGUGAUGAACUCUCUGUCCUUGACAUCUUAUGCUCGAGCAAGAAGAAGGAGGCACGGAAGCUGCUAAAAAUCACUCCAGUUAAAGAAGUGCUGCAUCAUAAGUGGACUAAUUAUGGAUUCAAAUAUUUCCUAUUGUGGACUGCACUUUACUUUUUAUACACAAUCAUUUUUACUGUCUGCUGUGUGUAUCGUCCUCUUACUCCAGCAGGGCCUGAUGGGGACAACAUCACCAUUAUGGUUCCGAAACCAUUAAACGAAGCCUAUGUGUCAGCUGAAGAUUUUGCUCGCUUGGCAGGAGAAAUUCUGACAGUUGUGGGUGCUGUUCUGAUCCUAGUCACAGAGAUUCCACGCUUGAUUCACAUAGGACCUGCAAAGUAUUUUGGAAACACAGUAACUGGAGGGCCAUUCCACAUUACAAUGAUUGUUUAUGCUUGCUUUGUUUUAAUCACCAUGAUACUAAGAGUUUUGAACCACGAAUGGGAAACUGUUAUAAUGGCAUAUGCACUAAUUAGUGCCUGGUGUAAUGUUCUUUAUUUUGCACGUGGAUUCAAGUUACUUGGCCCCCUGUGUAUCAUGAUACAAAAGAUGAUCUUCGGUGAUCUUAUGAGGUUUUGUUACGUUUUGAUCAUUGUCAUUAUAGGAUUUGGUGCAGGUUUCGAUGUUCACUUUCAAGCCUUGGACCCAAAUACAUACUUGUACUUCAGGGAUUUUACCAUCACCAUUUUCACAUUGUUUCAGCUGAUGAUGGGUCUCACUGAACUUCCCGGCCCACCUGAAAUCAAAAUCCCUGACAUUAUCAUUGUCCUUUAUAUGGUGUACAUGUGUUUUGGUUUUGUUCUUCUCCUGAACCUUUUCAUCGCUUUGAUGGGAGAUACUCAUUAUCGAGUUGUCAGUGAACGAAAGUCACUUUGGAAAGCUCAGAUUGCUGCAACCACUCUGCUUCUUGAGAGGAGACUGCCAGCCUGGCUGUGGCCUAGAGCAGGAAUUCCAGGUGAUCUGUUGGGCCUCAGUGUGGAUAAGUGGUAUUUAAGGGUUGAAGAAAGAAGUGACUAUCAAAAGGCCAGGAAGAAGGCUGAAGAUGAGGAGAAAGAAAAUAUAACCCACCCAAGGAAGAACAGGAGUGCUUAUCGUUGGAACAUCAUCCAUAAAAACAUAUCGAAAAGUAUUAAAAAGAACGAUGUUCCAAGUGAUAUGACUACUCUGUAAAUUUUCAUCAUUAACUCUAGAGACAUUGGUUUGUAAGAACACAAUUGUUUUUAUGAACGUAAUGAACCCUGACACAAUCCAUUUCUUCCAAGACCAAUAUCUGCUUAGAAAGUGCACUGAUCAUCUUCAGGUGUAACAUACUCAUAUCAAGGAAGCAUUUAAAAUUUAACUGGAGUUGAAUUUCAAUAGAUCAAUUAAAAUUCUACAUGUUUUCGAAUGUGGUAAAACCUUUGUUACGGCUUGUUAUAAGUUAGGAUCAUUUGUAUAAUUGAGAUUGGAUAGUUGCUUUAAUAGGCACGAGAAUCAGUACUCACAAAUGUAACUAGAAAAUCUUCUGACAUUUGCAAAGGUAUUGCAAAGUGGGUCUUAAUAUUUAUUGAUUGCAGUAGAAAUAUUUCAAAGAAAUACAACUACAAUAAUACCAGAGUAAGUCAAAUUUAAAACAGGGCUAAGUGGGUGUUUUAUGUGCAUCUACAAAUUAAAGCACAUAUUUUGUAACAGUUUUUAGAUGGAAUCUUUAAACUAUAACAAAAUUACUUGCAGUAUGAAGUUACUAUCACAGCUUGUAAAUGAUUUGUGAAAUAUAAUACAGGAUGUUACUGCACACAAUAAGAAUAGAGGUUUUUUAUAUAAAGUGUAAGUAAGUGAAAUUAUACAGUAUUUUAAAAUAAGGUACAGAAUGCUACCGUAGUGGAAGGGUAUCACUGCUGCUAACUGUUGUAACAUUAUGUACCACAAUAAACAAGAUUCUACUGAAAGAAUGAAAAAACAUUCGGUGACUCUUAUCAGCAACUAGUUCCUGAAAAUUGAAAUCGAAAACAAAGCUGUAAAUUAAAAUGUCAUUUCCAUCUGUUUGAAUACAGUAAACAAAAGUAAGAUUCAAAUACAAAAUUAUUUUGUUUCAUUGCAAAUGCUAAAAUGUCUUAAGUCUGAUUAAGCCUAUAGCAAAUGGACAAAUUUAGGUAGGUUCUGACAAAUCUAAUUACACUGCAAUUGGAACUGCAAUUAGGCUGAUUUUCUGAACAGUUUUUUGGCCAUGGUUUGAAACAUCGAUUGAGAUGCAAGGAUUUAAGAAUAUUAAUUUCAAAACAAUUAAACUUAAUCCAAAUUAUUUUUCUAAGGUCUUGGUUAUUAAUUUCAUCAUGUACCAUUUGCAGUAUCAUUUCUUCCUGCUGGUGAACUGGGAGAUGGCCCUGAAGGUAAAAGCUUAGCAACUAGAUUGGAUUCCAUUUCAGUGAAAUAUAUUAUCAUUGUGUUUGGUAAAAGUGUUCACUUGUUUCUCUUUUUGAAAAAAAACACUGCAAAAUUGCUCAAAAUAGAGGCCUGGAAGAGGGAAAAAGUGUUUUCAUUCAGAAAGGAGUCUCAGGCAGGAUCUUAUGGUCUGUCUUGGAGAUUGAUGUUGUAGGCUCUACAAGCUUGCCUUCAUUAGAAGGACCCUUUUCCCAAUGUACAUACUGUUUUAUUUCCUAAUGUCUAUUAUUUGUAUCAACAGAGUCGGGAAUACACUUGCCAUUGUUUCCCAAGCAGAAAAGUGCCCAGUAAUAUCCAAUAUACAAUAAUUACUGACCAUCUCUAAAUAUCUGUAGCAGCUAAAGUUGGCCCACUAUAGGCAAGCAUGUCCCAAGGCACAUUUUUAAUAUUAUGGUUGCCAUGUGAAUGUAAUGGAUGUUAAUCUUGACUGGAAUUAAAUGUGAUUAUUUUCUGCUCUGUCCCUCAGGUCAGAAAGUUAUGUAGGGACAUGUCACUGACGGUCAGUUACCCAGUGAUUGCUUAUGACCCUUGCUGAUAUGUUGAAUCUAAUUCUACAAUUUUCCUCUUUCGUUCUGCUCUUACAAUAGAUUUUAUUUUUCCAGUCUUACGAAGGAAUGCAAUUGUUACAGAGAAACAUGGGGGAAGGCACUCAUAUGGAACAUCUUCAGAUCUCUUUCUCUUACCCCACCCCACUUCAUGUGAAACCAACAGUAUGCAGAAGAUUGAAAAUGUAUGGGAUAAGCUGAGAUACAUUUACUAGAAAGUAAUGGCUGAACAGGGAACAAGGGCAUUAGGCAGAUCACAUUGAAAUAGUGUGAGCUGAUUGAAAUUGUUUAUUGCUAACCAACAAUGUUUCCCUGGAAUGACUGGUACAAUGGCUUUAUUUCUGUACAUUUUAAAUUUUAAUAGAAAUGGGUGA
This is a messenger RNA of Hypanus sabinus (Atlantic stingray), 4401 nucleotides long. Its product is annotated as transient receptor potential cation channel subfamily V member 5-like. Bases 141 to 2231 code for a protein of 696 amino acids. The record is from RefSeq and is a predicted model, not a curated record. Gene Ontology annotation, biological process: calcium ion import across plasma membrane. Gene Ontology annotation, cellular component: membrane. Lineage: Eukaryota; Metazoa; Chordata; Chondrichthyes; Myliobatiformes; Dasyatidae. The transcript has 15 exons. Gene Ontology annotation, molecular function: calcium channel activity; protein binding.